Arabidopsis arenosa is the source of this 338-nucleotide messenger RNA. The record is from the annotation of a GenBank genome assembly. NCBI's taxonomy places the organism in Eukaryota, Viridiplantae, Streptophyta, Magnoliopsida, Brassicales, Brassicaceae.
AUGAAAUUCGAUGCUUAACGAAAGGGUUUAAUGGCGACGAGAUUCGAUGUGAAGACGAUCGUCAAGGACAAGAGAUUCUGGGUCGCUUCCUUCAUCAUCGUCUGGGCUGCUGGUCUUCAGGGUCACAUGAUGUGGCUGCAGAAGCAAGAAUCUUUCAAGCAGAAAUUCGGAACAAUCGAUGAAGACGAUCACAAGUGAUUCAUGAGUUUAUAUGACUCUGAAACUGCUUCUUGUUUUUUUUGUAUUUGUGAGUCUUGAGGAUGAUUAGAUUUAUAUGAAAUUUAAUCAUACAUUACUCUGGCUACUAUGUCAAAUGGUUAUAAACAUCAAAUUCCUGA